Molecule: messenger RNA, 1177 nt
Organism: Lonchura striata (white-rumped munia)
Lineage: Eukaryota; Metazoa; Chordata; Aves; Passeriformes; Estrildidae
Gene: FGF20
Product: fibroblast growth factor 20
Molecular function (GO): growth factor activity
Source: RefSeq, a predicted model, not a curated record
AUGGCUCCGCUGGCCGAGGUGGGCGGCUUCCUGGGCGGCCUGGACGGCCUGGGCCAGCCGGUGGGUGCCCACUUCUUGCUGCCGCCCGCCGGGGAGCGCCCGGCGCUGCUCGGGGACCGCCGCGCCCCGGCCGAGCGCGGGGACCGGCGCGCCCCGGCUGCGGCAGCGGCGGCGGACCUGGCGCACUUGCAGGGCAUCCUGCGGCGGCGGCAGCUGUACUGUCGCACCGGCUUCCACCUGCAGAUCCUGCCCGACGGCAGCGUGCGAGGCACCCGCCAGGACCACAGCCUCUUCGGUAUCCUUGAAUUCAUCAGUGUGGCAGUGGGACUGGUCAGUAUUAGAGGUGUGGACAGUGGCCUUUAUCUUGGAAUGAAUGAGAAGGGAGAACUCUAUGGCUCUGAGAAACUAACUUCUGAGUGCAUCUUCAGGGAACAAUUUGAGGAAAACUGGUACAACACUUACUCAUCCAAUGUCUACAAACAUGGGGAUUCAGGGCGGAGGUACUUUGUAGCACUUAAUAAAGACGGUACUCCCAGAGAUGGGGCAAGGUCCAAAAGACAUCAGAAAUUCACACAUUUCUUGCCCCGGCCUGUGGAUCCUGAGAGAGUUCCAGAACUGUACAAAGACGUGUUAGGAUACAGCUGAGGAAAGAGGCAGCUUUGGCAAAUAGGCAAACUGGAGCUGUUGGCCAUGCUUUCAUGGCGAUGCCAGCAUGAGGAACCUGCAGUGGUCUAGGAUGCUGGAUGUGAAGAACCCACUUGGUGAAAGCCAAGCCUCUGUUUUCUAACCACUGGAUUUAGGAGACAAAGCCUUGAAGAUAAGGGUGGACCAGCCUCCUCAAGACUUUCUGAAUGGUUUGGUAGCCAGUCACCAGGGGGAAGUGGAACUUCUUAAAACAUAGCCAGCUCCUGGCAAUUCUGUCUGGAUUACCUGUGGCCUGUAGAUUAGCAAGGAAAUAUCUAUGUUACAUGGAUGAGACAAUGCUGGAAGAAAUAGAAAGAAAUGGACUAUAAAUUUAUAAUAAAUCCUGAGAACUGUGUGUGAAGUUUUACAGUCUCCACUUUAGUGAUGGACAUUAGAUGUCAAUACAUAGUAGUCAAAACUGGAACUUUUCUUCAGGAUGGACCUAUUUAUAUAUCUCCAGAUAGCAUAUAUUUAUUUUAUAUAUUUAUUUAUU